Penicillium chermesinum is the source of this 852-nucleotide messenger RNA. Its product is annotated as NAD-dependent epimerase/dehydratase family protein. Bases 1 to 852 code for a protein of 283 amino acids. The transcript has a single exon. NCBI's taxonomy places the organism in Eukaryota, Fungi, Ascomycota, Eurotiomycetes, Eurotiales, Aspergillaceae. The record is from RefSeq and is a predicted model, not a curated record.
AUGCCCAAUGUCCUAAUUCUCGGCGGAAGCGGAUAUGUCGGCCUGGCUCUCGCCCAAUCCCUCCUUCGAGCGGGCACAUACGCUGUCUGGGGGACUGCCCGAUCGUCCGACAAGGCAAAGCUCCUUCUCAUGAACGAGGUCGUUCCGGUCGAGAUCGAUAUCACCAAUCCCAAUGAACUCAGCAAGCUGAUUCUGGACAAUGCCAUCAACGUUGUGGUAGAUGCCUCGUCAGUUUAUGAGAAGUCCGGAAAAAUCCUCGACGGCGUAAUUCAGGCCGCCACUGCUCGCGAGCGGGCUCUGACCAAAGACAACAUCGUCGGACCCAAGCUGGGCUUCGUCUACUGCUCCGGAGCCUGGGUCCACGGCUCCCAAAAGACGCGCAUCAACGACCUUCUCCCUCCCGCAAGCGUAUACUCCCAGGACAAGCCAGCUACGGCUGUCGCCUGGCGCCCGGCACAUGAGCAAGCGAUUCUGGCCGCGCGUGAUAUGCUCAAUGUGGCUAUCCUGCGCCCCCAUACUAUCUACGGCCGAGGUUCCUGGGUCUGGAGCACCUGGUGGGGUGUAAUUGCCGAAGCAGCCAAGUCGGGCAGCGCUGCUCCCAUCCAGAUCCCAGCCGAUAAAGAGACCCGUAGCGGGACUAUUCACGUUGAUGAUGUUGCUGCUGGCUUUCAUGCCGCUAUCGAUCGUAUUGAUGGUCAGUUGGGUUCGUGGCCAAUCUUUGAUCUCGUGGCCGAGACUGUUUCAGUCGUGGAGAUCACUGAGAAUGUUCGAGAGCUCUACGGCGUGAAGGCUCCACUGGAGUACACUGGAGCCCAGGGAAACGUGUUCUUCGAGGCUCUGGGUCUCGUGUGA